AUGCCUGCCAAUCGGCAAGCAUGGAAGUGCAAGGAGCAGAACGUUGUCGCAACAAUUCCAUACAGAAGAUCCGCAUUCCAACUGACGAGGAUAGCUUCUCAAUUGCAAUUGAGCAAUAAUAAUAAUAACAACAAUAAUGACGACGAAGAAAAGGGGAUUCCAUUUCUUGCAUCGGCUCUUGGCAUCACGAUACUACUAGCCACUUGGCCUCUAUUGUUGACCCUUUUGCGGGAUGUGAACAAUCCCACGGAUGGCUUUGAUGUGGACAUGUUCAUGACACUCAAGGGAAUGAUAGAUGGCUCUAAUAGUAACGGAAAUGUCGAUAUGAGCAUGCUGACAGAUGAGAAUUACCAAUCCAUCGUGCAACUGCCAGCUCUAUCUCCAGCGGAACAAUUGGUGGGUGCCUUUUUUGGACCACCACCACCACGGUAG
Messenger RNA from Cylindrotheca closterium, 432 nucleotides. The record is from the annotation of a GenBank genome assembly. NCBI's taxonomy places the organism in Eukaryota, Bacillariophyta, Bacillariophyceae, Bacillariales, Bacillariaceae.